This is a messenger RNA of Labrus bergylta (ballan wrasse), 7980 nucleotides long. Its product is annotated as rho GTPase-activating protein 23. The record is from RefSeq and is a predicted model, not a curated record. Lineage: Eukaryota; Metazoa; Chordata; Actinopteri; Labriformes; Labridae. Gene Ontology annotation, biological process: signal transduction. Gene Ontology annotation, molecular function: protein binding.
GCGGCAGCAUGGGAUUGAAUCCAAUUUUAAAAUCUGGUCCGACAACGAAACACCUUUUCAGUCCAACUGGUCCAGGAAGAGAAUCGAACCGCUCUUGGAUGGAUCUGCUUCAUAAAUCACGAGGGAAGCACAAAAUAUAAGCGACAAGAAAACUACCUCCUUCUUCAGAGAAGCGAGUGAUUGGCUGGUCUGACACAGAAACAGUUCAGCUUUGAAGAGGACCGGUUUAAAAAGAGGUCUCACAGCUAAUUUAACAAUCAGGGUUGUCCUGGGAGUAACGGUCUGGACGUGAGGAUGCUACGGAAGCCGCAGAAUUCCUCAUCGGUCACUUUGAACUGGACUGAAUGAAAAGUGGACGAGCACGAGAAGAGGUCGAGAUUUGUUAAGGUUUUCCUGGUGAUCCCAAAAGAUGAGGACUAGCCCGAGGAAACAUUGGAGAAAACUGGAUGAAAUAUGAUGAAUUUGGUCUUGUCCAAUCAGAGCUUUUCCUUGUUUUGGACUGGAUUGUCAUGGCUUGACCACGAAGCUCUGAGACGCAUGAAUCAUGAUCUAAUGAGCUGCCCAAAGGGAGAUACACAUGAAUGAUGAAGCUGAAUCUGUGGAGGAUCCAAGGAUUACAAAUUUGUGCGUUUAAGACUUGGGGACUUGCCUUCAGAGGGUUGAUUGUGAGACUUGAGUUGUAGACGUGCGUGUGUUUCUUUACCCUCGGUUGUAACUUCUGCUGUGAUGCAUGAGGCAGGGAUCUGGACGAGGUGAUCGGAUAUCCCAGCCGUGGGUUCAGCAGCCCUUCAACCCCCCUCAGAGGUUUUUUGUUAGUGUGCGUUCGCAUGCACAGACGGUUCAUGUGCGUACGGAUGUUGAGGUGCUAUGCUGAGGGUGUCGGGUGUUGCUCCAGCUCCGUCGGGCCACGAGUGGCGUUUUCAGUGCUCUGUCGGGGUGGACUGUAGCGACGCUGAACCUCGCUGUAUCUGGCUGGCAGUUUUAAGGGGGAUCUCACCUCGUGCCUCACCCCGGCCGACCCCUAUAGCUUCACCAAGGAGACGGGGCUCCCGGAGGAUCAUACAGCGCCAUCGCUUAACCUGGGCUAAAGGGCGGAGAGAUGGCAUGGUGGCAUCCAGUGAAAUCAGGCGUCGUCCGCUGUCGUCGGGUGAGGUGGAGGGCGUGUCGUGGCAGGGCCCACGCACCAUCUUUGUCCAGAAGAACUUGCAGGGAUUUGGCUUCACUCUGCGUCACUUCAUCGUCUACCCACCAGAGUCGUCGCUCCACAGCCUCAAGGAUGAAGAGAAUGGAAAUGCGACCGGAAAAGGUUGUCAGCAGGCUCGUUUGGAGCCGAUGGACACCAUCUUUGUUAAGAGUGUCAAAGACAGUGGGCCCGCCCAAGAAGCUGGGCUGCGUACAGGGGACAGAUUGGUGAAGGUGAACGGGGAGAGCAUCCUAGGUAAAACCUACUCUCAAGUGAUCGCGCUCAUCCAGAACAGUGAAAACAUUCUGGAGCUUUCCAUUAUGCCAAAAGACGAGGAUGUGUUGCAGUUGGUAAGUGCGUACUCCCAGGAUGCCUACCUUAAAGGCAAUGAGCCAUAUUCAGGUGUGGCCCAGAACCUCCCCGAGCCCCCACCUCUCUGUUACCCCACCACAAAGACCAGCCCCGCUGCGCCCCCGCCCAGCGACGGCCUACACACUCCCCUGGACAAUUGGCAGUGCCGACCCGGCCCCACCACAUCCCCGCUGGACAACCGGCCCCCUAAUGUUUCUCCCCCCACCUCCGGCUGGUCCGGGGGUCCCGAGGAUUCCAGUGCUUACUUUGCGCCGUCGGGUCGGCACCGCGGCCGCUCCUCCUCGGCCAUCAGUGCGCUGGACUUUCACUUUGCUAACCACAACGCUGCAAUCGCCUCUGCAACCCUGCCUGCGCCACGGAAGAGCAGCAUGCCGGCAUCUUCCCGCACUCGAGCUGAUGCCCUCUGUCACCAGGCUCUGUCGGACUGGUACUACAGCCAGGCUGAGGCUGCCGAGUCUAUGUCUCCUCGCCAUCGCAGUAUAUCUCAGGACCGUUUGGCAGAACUAGGGCUGGGUUUGGCUCUCGGCCCCGGACCUGCACCUGCUCCCACAAUCUCUGCUGAGCAACGCAGAAGAGAAACCCUCCUGUACCACCACCAGACGGCUGCUGCUUCCCAUGAUUCAUAUUGGUUAGGGGGCUGGGGUGGGGUAACAGGACCAGGCAGCAGGUCGUGCUCUGAGAACCUGCUGGCAGCAUACGCUGAGUACGAGCAUAACUACGGGCGCUCUGUGGAAACACUCGCACAAGCCUCUGCUCUGGUCUCAUCACGCUACGAUCACUCCUCACAAGGAUCCCAAACCGAAAAAUUCAAUGAGCAGAAAGACCAGAGAGUCCCAGCAGGGCAUCAGCACCAAACCGCAGUGACGAGCCCCAUCACAGCCGCCUCCACAGCGUCUCCUAGUGGCAGACAGCCAGGUCAACAGGUAGCUGAACCCCAAACCAGAAGAGUCAAAGGUGAAGAGUUGGUGGGCUACCAAAGCUACAGCCCUUCUUUCUCACGUAAAGCCAGCCACCUCCUCCAGCAGGCUCACUCCUUCAGAGAGCCCGGCUACAGCGGCCCCCACCUCAACUGGAGCCCUGGCAGCAGAAAUGAUGGUGGGAUGGUACCCAGGCCUCAGUCGACCCCCGUCCUGUCUGCGUCAGAGGAGGAGAGAGCCCGACUCGGUGAGGACAGGGAGGUCAUCUCCCCCAUCUCCCUCAAUCAAGAGGUGGUGUUGAGGCAGAAGCCGCCGUCAGGCCGUCGUACCCCGGUUCAGGCCCUCCGACAUCCUCACUAUGCCUCACCUGUGGAGUCACCUGAGCCCCCUGCUUUGAUACCCUCACCAGGGACGCCCUCUCCAGUCUCUGGGCCCGGCCCCAACCGCAGAGCUAAUGGUAGCCUGGCACAGCAUGCAUUCAACUCCCUGUCCUCUAUUCCCUUCAUAGAUGAACCCGCCAAUCCUAGCAUUGACCUUCAGGCCUGCUCUGUGCCAGCCUGCUCUGUGGUGUCCAGUUCCCAGGCCUCCAUCCUCACUACCACCUCUGUCUCCCCCACCCUCACAUCCAUCACUCCCAUUGUUCGACUUCGUUCUCAGGACUGCAGAAGUAUUAAAGGCCGUCGCUCCUCGUACCUGCUGGCCAUCACAACAGAGAGAUCCAAGUCCUGUGACGAGGGUCUGAACAACUUUAAAGAAGAAAGCAGAGUCUUCUCUAAACUACCAAAAAGAGUCAAGAGCUUUUUCACUGAUGGGUCUCUGGAGAGCCUGCGAGCCCAGGAGGAGGCGCGGUCAAAGCGUCACUCCACCUCUGAGCUGGGAACCAUCACUUUCAGUGACGUUCGUAAGGAGGGCUGGCUGCACUACAAACAGAUCCUCACGGAGAAGGGGAAGAAAGUAGGAGGUGGCAUGCGGCCGUGGAAGCGCGUCUUCUCCGUGCUGCGUUCCCAUUCCCUCUUCCUCUACAAGGACAAGCGGGAGGCCGUUCUUCACGGUGCGGGGGCGGGGCCAGGUCAGGACGAGCAUCCUCCAAUCAGCAUCCGGGGCUGCCUAAUCGACAUCGCCUACAGUGAAACCAAACGUAAGAACACGCUCAGGCUGACCACGCAGGACUUCUGCGAGUACCUGCUGCAGGCCGAGGACCGGGAAGACAUGCUGGUGUGGAUCAGGGUCAUCCGGGAGAACAGCAAGACCGACAACGAGGAGAUUGGUUUCUCAAGACAAGCCCUCAUCAACAAGAAGAUGAACGACUACAGGAAACACAGUCUGACAGGUAGUAAACCCGACUCCUCUCCCAGAGCUCAUCGUAUGAUGCCUCCCUUCCUACUGGCAAAGACUGACAACACCUCAGUGAACCGAACCUCCAGAACGGAUGACAACAAAGCUCUGUGGGGCAUCAACAUCAUGAAGAAGGCGAAGAAGACGGGCAGUCCGAAGGCUUUUGGCGUGCGACUGGAGGACUGUCAGCCAGCUGUCAAUCAUAAAUUUGUCCCUUUGAUCGUGGAGAUGUGCUGUGGUGUGGUGGAGACCACAGGUUUGGAUUACACCGGUAUCUACCGGGUGCCGGGGAACAACGCCAUGGUGUCCAACCUGCAGGAGCAUCUCAACAAAGGCCUGGACAUCAACACUGCUGAGGAGAGAUGGCAGGACCUGAAUGUGAUCAGCAGCCUGCUCAAAUCCUUCUUCCGAAAACUUCCCGAGCCGCUGUUUACUGACGACAAAUACAAUGACUUCAUUGAUGCCAACCGGAUAGAGGACGCAGAGGAUCGACUGAAGACCAUGAAGAAACUGAUCCAUGACCUCCCUGAUCACUAUUAUCACACCAUGAAGUUCCUGGUGGGACACUUAAAGAGGGUGGCAGAUAAUGCAGAGAAGAACAAGAUGGAGCCCAGAAACCUGGCUCUGGUGUUUGGUCCCACUCUGGUCAGGACAUCAGAGGACAACAUGACCGACAUGGUCACACACAUGCCCGACCGCUACAAAAUAGUGGAGACACUGAUCCUGCAUCAUGACUGGUUCUUCAGUAACAGAGACUUUGAUAAAGAGGAGAAGGCCCCGGAGGAUAAGCGGGACAUGCAGCCUGUACCCAAUAUUGACCAUCUGCUGUCCAACAUUGGAAGGCCGGGUAUGCCAGGAGAGGCUUCAGAUUCCACCACCAGCGAUUCUCUUAAGUCAAAGCUUUCAUCAGGCUCCAAGAAAGACCUGAAUGCCAGGGACUUCCUGCCAAUGUCCCUCAUCUCUGCUGUGACCCGCAAGCGAAAAAAAUGCCUCAGUACCCACCUGCAGGGCAGCAGCACUGACGAGGACUCCGAGCACGAGCCAGUCAAAGCCAGCAACUACGGGGCCGGAGAAGGAGGGGGAGGGGAGGAGGAGCAGGAGAGAGGAGAGGAAGAGGCAGAGAAGGAAGAACUUUUAAUUCUUAAAAAAGAAAAACGUGAGGGAAAGGAAAAUGGGGUGAAAGCUGAAGAGACCACAGAGGGAAAAGAUUCAUUGGUGGGAGAAGAAGUAGCUGAAAAAGAUCUUAGGAACAGAAAAGGAAAGAGAGAACAAAAUUUUACCUGCUUGUACCAACAGACCCAUGCCUCAUAUCCAAGACCCCCACCAGCGACUAAUCCUCCUUCCCAGUUGAGACCUCAUAAUUUAGUCAGAGGACGCCCCACUGUUCCCUUCUGGAUCUGCCCCAACAGGCUUCCCACCCUCUACCAGGCGCCCAGCUUUCAUGGGACCCAACAUCCAGACUGGAACCAGUCAGCACCUGUCCGCUACAGGAAGACCAGAGGGGGGAGAACAAGGGCUGUGUCCAUGAAUCUUGAUGUUGAGUUUGGCAGGGGAGACGACAUAGUCAGAGGAUGGAGGGCAGACAGGGUGGAGGUAAUUCGAGUCAUUGAUGAAACAUUAGGUCAGCGUGGACGUGAUGGGGUUCCUCAGGGAUCAAUUUUGGGUCCUCGGUCGAUUCAACAAAUAGAUCCCCUUCCUCGUCUGCAGAAGGAGGCUCCCCCUUUCUCCUCCUCCUCCUCAGGGUUGAUAGAUCAAAGCCCUGCAGGACCCUCCACUGUGGUUCUGAGGAGAUCCGCCCUGGACCCAAGGGACAAGACGAGAGCGUGGCGCCGUCACACCGUCGUAGUUUAACCCGACUGUUGCAUUUACUAAUGCAGAACCAAGUACUCACCCUUUACUCACACACACUGAAUCACCUCUGUCUCUGCUUCUGAAGCCACGGUUCAUAUUGCUCCAGAGAUCCCAGUUGUCUGAGGCCUUUUCCUUGUUGCUUUUCAUUGGCACUAAAGUGAAAAAUGUGUUCUUGUUGUUAAAGAAUUGUGCAGAGGGGCGUGUCCAGACUUGAUUGACUGCUCUGAUUUAUGCAGAGGUUGCAUGAAGUAGUAUUGCGCAAACAAAUCGAAGAAUAGCAUUUAUUUUCUGCCUCUGCCUCCACUGAACAGAUUUACCUUUCGUAUACAGAUAUCAUAUCCCUAUGUUUAAUACUUUUUUAACGUCAAUCUUACAAGCUUCAGUUUUUUUAAAAGCUUAGCAACUUUAGAAUAGAUGUCUCAAUUUAGCAAAAUAUCUUUGACCAAAACAAAACGUUUCUUUGGCCAUGCCUCCUCUGUCCCUCAGUGCACCGCCUGCCCUCCUCCCCUAACCCUUCCUUAAUGUGCCAACCGAUUGCAGCCGUUUUUAGGACUGAUCUCCGUUCUGAUAUGCACACUAAAGAUGAUUCUUUGAUGUAUUUAGAACCAGAGUAUUGUCUGUGGUUUGGAAGAUCUUUUGGUUCUCCUUUACUCCUGCGAUGACAGUUUGUGAUUAUGCCUCAAGAAACAGCGUCCCCAAAUAGAUGGGGCUGUCAUCCCCCACAUUGUGGCAGGGCUAACAGUUAGAGAGAAAGGAUUUUGUGGAAAAAAAACAUCUACAGGAUGAAACAUGUUUGAGCCUCUGAGUGAAUCAUAUACAAGGUGAAGGAAGCGUCGGCCCGUCAGUGUGAACACAGGGGUGUUAACAACAAACCCGGAGGAAGUUUGACUUCACUAUCUUUACAAAGGCAUUACUCAAUUACAUAGUUAAAAGGGAUGUUUUUGAUAUUUGCUAUAUUAAUGAUUAAAAUUACACAUUUUAUACCUUUAAGGAAUCAAAAAGAAAUUAGAAUUAAAAAUUUUAAAUUAAGGACCAAAAAAUUAUGUGUCACAUUGAAUUUAAAUUAUAGCCAUUAGCAGUCUGACUCAGUAUAGCUUAAAUAGUUGAUUGAACUUAAGCCCCGCCUCUGAUUAGGCAAUUAGCCAAUCAAGGUGUAGAAUUUUGGGUUGGCACCAGGAGUGGCCAAUCAGAUUUGCAGGUGGGACCAUUGCUGUGGCUGGCCAACCUUCUGGACACGCCCCUGAUUGUGCGCACGUGAAGAGGUUUAUUCCAAAACUAAAAACAAAUACAUCGAUCUGUUCUGAAAAUUACUGCAAAUGUUAUUUUACAUGUUUUCAUACUACCACUAGGUGGUGACAAAGUAAGGUAUUUUCUAAUUCUAAAAGGAAGCUUUAACACAUAUUUCUUCAACAAUGUUUGGGAAUGAAUCUCUUCAACAAAAGGUUAUAAUAAAAAUUCAUUUAAAUGCCAUAUUAGACAUCACCUCCAGAGCGCAGCAGCUGCUUUCACAAUUAACCAUCACCAGCAAAGACUUCAGCAGUCGUGCCGCCAUGUGAUUUUUUAUUUUUGAAUCCAAACUGACUGACUUUGCUGUACAAAUGCUGGUGUCUUCCCCCACUGGUUUUUACCAAUGAUGUCUUUAACAAAACCCAUGUGGGCACACUUACCUACCAGCCUGAGUACAGCACAGAAAACCUCUCAGCCCUUUACAAGCUCUUCCAAAGUCUCCCGUGGAUCUACAGGGAACGUCAAAGAUCUGCAGGAGCAAAGCAACUCACUCCCUCUCCGGACGAUGUCACUCGGGCGUUAUGCCAAAGCUUCUGUGGACUAAAAAACUGCAUGCAUGGGGUCGGUGACAUAUAAAGAUAUGCAAACCCUAAGUGUUAAACACAAGCCUAUCAUGCUUCCCCUAUGUGUGUGUGUUUGUGUGUGUGAGGGCGUGUGUAUGUUUGAGGAGGAGGGUCAGACUUUUGAGGAUACUAACACUGUUUUUAUCAGAAAGUUUUUAAAGGCAGCUAUGUUAAGUCAUGCCAAAUUAUUUUUUUUCUAUUUGGGUAUAUGUAUAUUAUCAGCAGUAUGGAGCCAAAAGACGACCGUGUGCUGCGUUCCUACACAGUACGGUAUUGACUCUACUCAACUCUACUUGCUUGGAACUGACGCUUCUACUUUCUCUAAGUUUUCCACUAGGGUGUCAGUAAACUAGAAUUUACACACCAGCUCCCCGCCCAGAAACGCCCAGAGUCGACCAAAACAAACCAACACAUUAAAAUCUAGUCAGAGGACAGAGUGUCUGCAGACACAGUCACCACCACUCGUGUAUGG